AUGGGCAAAUCAAAGUACCGCCAGUUGACUGCACAGUUCAAACCAAAGGCUGGAGUAACCCCAGCCCGAGAACCAAGAGAUGAUCCCCUUAUCCAUGAAUAUGGCUCUGGAGGCCGACAAGACGUCGAUAUUCAGAAGGGACUGCUUACAUACACACUGAAGAUUGAUUUCAGCGAUGCAGACAAGGCGAUCGGGAAGUUGUGGAAAGUGCUUGACAAGAUGCAUGUUUUAGACGAGUGGGAGGGUCUCAACGUCUUCGGUAUCAGGACGAAGGACAAGGGUCAGUGCGAUUAUUUUACAGUUCCUACGCCAGAAAAUACAAGAGCUUCUUAG
Messenger RNA from Fusarium redolens, 333 nucleotides. RefSeq lists its product as uncharacterized. Bases 1 to 333 code for a protein of 110 amino acids. The record is from RefSeq and is a predicted model, not a curated record. NCBI's taxonomy places the organism in Eukaryota, Fungi, Ascomycota, Sordariomycetes, Hypocreales, Nectriaceae. The transcript has a single exon.